CUUUAAAACCCACUCCUAAGCUAACAACCAGUACCUGUUCCUGGUUGCAUAUAUCACUGUAUAGUGUGCUACAGUGAUCAUCGACAUGUCCUCAACAUUUCUCCUGCGCCGAUUCCCGGCAUCUAUAUCAUCCGCGUCGUCCACUCGAAUUGUCGCAUUAUGCAACAACACCAGUCUCAACCGACUCCAGCCCUCACAUCAUCCUAAUCUCCAGAAUGCCUCUCCACUAACACCUGUCCGACCAUUCUCGCAAACACUUCGCACAUAUUCCUCGCCUUUCCGCCUAUCCUCGAUCAACAACACAGCCACCACGCAAGAUGACCACCCUCCAUCUCCCGAAGAAUACCCCAACGGCGAACCCAUGCCCUAUUACAGUCCUUAUAAGCCUAAGCGCCAAUGGCCCCCGGACAUGUCCAAGUUGUCACCGAAACACCAGUUCCGACUCGAGCGCAAAUAUCGUCGGCGUGCGGCACUUAAGUUCGCUCGACCGAAGUGGGUGAAGGCAACAAAGUUGGUUCAGUGGGGUGUGAUCGGGUUCGUUAUUGUGUAUGCCGCGCUUUUUAUGGAGUGGGAUGAGAGGGGAAGCCCGUUUGAUGAGUUUCGAAGGGUUUUCUUUGCUGGUGUCAAGGGGGCAUUUUCUACCCCUCCACCUCCAGGACCGGUCAAGAGGUCGGAUGAUAACUGAGUGGCUGAGCAAGCCAGGUGUAGGCAUUGUUCUACUGGGCUCAGGCUCAAGACGCCCUGUGAGGGUCGGUAACCCACACAGUGAGGUGUAGUACAGCAGGAAGGGCGUGGGAAUCUCCCUGGACUUGCUUUCUUUCUAUUGUGACAUAUUGUAUAUUACUCUACCAUACUUAGAGACGGUUUGAUAAACAAAUCUAG
Aspergillus caelatus is the source of this 882-nucleotide messenger RNA. RefSeq lists its product as uncharacterized. Bases 86 to 685 code for a protein of 199 amino acids. Lineage: Eukaryota; Fungi; Ascomycota; Eurotiomycetes; Eurotiales; Aspergillaceae. The transcript has 4 exons. The record is from RefSeq and is a predicted model, not a curated record.